Scophthalmus maximus (turbot) is the source of this 5324-nucleotide messenger RNA. RefSeq names its product discs, large (Drosophila) homolog-associated protein 4a (gene dlgap4a). Gene Ontology annotation, cellular component: postsynaptic specialization; glutamatergic synapse. Bases 578 to 3838 code for a protein of 1086 amino acids. Gene Ontology annotation, molecular function: molecular adaptor activity. The record is from RefSeq and is a predicted model, not a curated record. The transcript is spliced from 11 exons. Gene Ontology annotation, biological process: signaling. NCBI's taxonomy places the organism in Eukaryota, Metazoa, Chordata, Actinopteri, Pleuronectiformes, Scophthalmidae.
GCCGACUGUCUCGGUCGUGGGCCCCUCCUCGGAUGCCUCCUCCUCUCCCACCACCCGCACCACCCAUCUCUCUCUCAUCCCGCGUCUCGACGGACCAAACGCAGCCGCCGCCGCUGCAUCAUCAUCAUCACCAGCAGCAUCAGCAGCAUCAUCAUCAGCAGCAGCAUCAGCAUCAGCAUCAUCACCAUCACCAACGACAACCGGCAGCCUCCGGUCCAAACUGCGUUUUCUUUGGAUGGAUCCACCGGUGAGCCGGUGAGCUGCCGCCGGAGGACGCGCAAAAGACGAGCGCGGCCACGUUGCGCCAUAAAGGAUAAAAAAAAACAACAACAAAAAAAAAACAAGGGCAAUUUAUUUUUAAUUUUUUCUGGCAAUGUGAGAGGAUCGUCGGCCACAGUGAUAUUGCCCCGCCGACGACAUGUAAGAAGCUGGAUAACUAUUCCCCGUGUGAGCGACACCUCCCGUCCGCAGCUGCUCAGCAUUACGCGAGGGGACAAGGACGAUGAUCAGCCCUCCAGGUCUGUAGACGGCGUCUUGACCGGACGACAUGUUCUAAGGGGCGACCACCUCAGCCACCAUGAAAGGGUUAGGAGCCAACCGCAGUCGCCACCUGUCGGACUCGUGUGAGCCGGCGGGAUGCCACCAGAAGCCUCUGUGUCCCAUGAGCUCGGACCCUCACGGCGCCUUCAUGUUGAGCCCCGUCAUGAACCACUACGGCACCCUGGACCCGCAUCUCCACCAGUGCUCCCCCACCAGCCCCACCGGCCUGCCCCCCGACUGCCUGCUGCCCUUCAGCCAGAUGUCCAACAGCAGCACCUUCCCUCGUCUGCACUUCACCGCCCAGGCCGACCAGGUCGACUGCCCCCAGGGCUGUUUGGCCGGCGGUGGAGUCGGGCAAGGCGGCAGGGCGGGGACGCUGUCCACCUCCUUGUCCAUGGGUAUGGGCUUAGGCCUGGGCCUCACCGGCGCUCCCAUGAUCACCAGCGGCUCGGCCACCAUAUCGUCGGCGGCAGCGGCCAAGAUGAACCGGUUGCCCUCCAACCUUCUGGACCAGCUGGAGAGGCACCUGCCCCUGCAGCGGGACGGCUUCAGCACUCUGCAGUUUCACAGGGGACGCAUGUCGAAGCAGCGCAGCGAGAGUCCGGGACGCAUCCGUCACCUGAUGCACUCUGUGCAGAAGCUGUUCGCCAAGUCCCAGUCCCUGGAAAGCUCCGGGAUCAAGGGCAACGUAAACGGCCGCUCCGCCGGUGGAAUGGCCGGCACCACAGGGACUUGCGAGGACGGUGGCAGAGCGAGCCGCAGGAGCAAGAGCAAAGACAGGGCUAAAACUGAGGGGCCGAAGCCGAGACCCAGGCCCAAUGCACUAGGCCUCUGGAGCUCAGACGACGCCCUGGACACUGACACUACCAAAGCUGGCACUAUUGCCGUGGGCUACCGCAACCCGCUGACCAUGAUGACCCUCGGCAGGGCGGUGUCGGACAGCCAGGCUCCUCCCAGACACAUCCCACAGGGCUACCACACCAUCUCCGCACACACGCUCAAGACCUCGAAAAGCAGCGGCGACCUCAAGUUCCUGGCCUGCCAGGCGACACAGGUGGGAUCCAGGGACGCGGAGGGAAGAGGCAGGGCGAGCAAGGACGACACGCUGGUGAAGAGGGGCACCUGGUCCACCCUCACCCUCAGCCAGGCCAGGCAGGUUCUGCAGAAGGGCUCGGCCACGGUCAACAGGACCCUGCUCAAGUCAAAGUCGUGUCACCAGGACCUGACGCAGCAGUUCCUUCAGGUCCCACUGGGCGACUGGGCGGGAACUUUGGGCCGCGGCCGGGGGAGGGGGACCGAGAUCCCCUGUCGACGGAUGCGCAGCGGCAGCUACGUGAAAGCGAUGGGAGACGUGGAGGACAGCGAGGACUCGGAGGGAAGCCCCAAACCUUCCCCCAAGUCGGCGGCUCGCCGCCAGAGCUACCUGAAGGCCACGCAGCGCUCGCUGAGCGAGCAACAGCCCCCGCCGCCUCCACGCAACUCGCUGCCGUCGCUGAAAGAGCUGUCGACCAAUCGGAGCCUGGAUAACCUCGACUGCCUGGUGGGCCCGCUGGACGCCCCGCCGCGCCAGCGGAACAGCGAUUUCCCCCAGUGCUCCGGCACGCUGGGCCGAGGCCCGGCCACUCAGGUAUGCGGGCAGGGCUGCGGCCACGCGGUGCCCUACUACGACGGGGAAUCGCAGGCGGUGGAGGCCCUGGAUCUGCCCGCGCCCACGUGCUUCCGGUCACGCAGCCACAGCUACCUGCGGGCCAUCCAGGCGGGCUGCUCCCAGGACGAAGACGAGGACUCGGACUCCUCGCCGCCGCCCACCGCCGCCACCGCAGGCUACGGCUACAGCUCCGACACCCUCGGCAGUAGGAAGGCCCCUCCUCCGGUGCCACCCCGCACAACCUCCAAGCCCCUCAUCUCCGUGACGCUGCAGAGCAGCACCGAGUCGGCCCAGGACACGUACCUCGACCAGCAGGAUCGCGGCAGCGAGGCCAACAGCCAGUCGGGGCGUAGCAACUCCUCCGACAGUCUCUGUAGCAUCCGCACGGGAAGUCUGGCUAAGGCGACCCGGCCUCCACCAGCUGCCGCCGCUCCUGCGCCCGCCCCUGCGCCCGCCACGGGCUCUGCCACGCCUCCUGUUCCUGCCCCUCGCGAACUCCCUCCCACCAUCACCGUCACCACCGCCACUUCCACGUCCACCCAACCCCAAAAUGACACCCUGAGCGCUGUCGUCACCCUCGAGCAGCCGCCGACUGCAUCCAAGAGGAAACUGUCCUCAAUAGGAAUUCAGGUGGAUUGCAUUCUUCCAACUUCCAGAGAGGAACCACUGUCCCUGGCCACGCCCCUAAAGUUUCAGUCAAUAGGAGUUCAAGUGGAGAACGGCAGGCCUCUCAGCCGCGACAGCAGCAUAGCCUCCAGACAAGACACGGAGACCGAGCCUCAGGAGCCCCAGGACGCCGCGCCCACAGAAAACAACAUGGAAGCCAACUGCACCAACAGUCAGACGGUGAAUAACAGCGCCGCUGCCAACUGCCCGGACAAAGCCAUGGACCAGCAGCCCCUCAAACACACCUCGGCCCCGCCGCCCAGGAUAACCACCUCGCCCCCCGAGACCCUGGACCCGGCUUUAGACCCGUCCUUGUUGCCGCCGCCGGACCCCAGCUUGGAGACGGGAAACUGCAGCGCGCACGGAGACUGCGUUCAAACCGGUGCGCCGGCCUGCCUCCGGGACGGCAACUGGUUCCUGAAGCUGCUGCAGGCGGAGACGGGCCGCAUGGAGGGCUGGUGUCGGCAGAUGGAGCAGGAGACCAAAGACAACAAGAUCUCAGAGGAGGUGUUGGGGACGAUCCGCAGCGCCGUGGGCAGCGCUCAGCUGCUCAUCACCAAGAAGUUCGAGCAGUUCCGAGGCCUCUGCAACGAGAACCUGAACAUGAGCGCCAACCCGCGGCCGACGGCUCAGGACCUCGCUGGCUUCUGGGAUCUGCUGCAGCUCUCGAUAGGAGACAUCAGCAUGAAGUUUGACGAGCUCUACCAGCUGAAGGCCAACAACUGGCAGCUUCCUGAGAAACCAGAGAAGAAGGAUGAAAAAAACAAGCAGCUUCCAUCGUCUGUGCCAAAGAAGCAGUCGAGGCCCCGGCUGUCGGCGGCGAAGGAGCGCGGCAGCGUGGACUCAGCCGUGGACAAGCAGCGGCAGGAAGCCAGGAAGCGGCUGAUGGCGGCGAAGCGCGCGGCGUCGGUGCGACAGAACUCCGCCACGGAGAGCGCCGACAGCAUCGAGAUCUACGUCCCCGAGGCCCAGACCCGCCUCUGAGAGCGGGGGAAACCCGGCGCCGAUGACGCCAGACUCUCACUUCAGAACAUUCACUGACACAUGAACACACACGAACGGAUCUGAGGACAAAAAACACGCGGACGCACAGAGAAUCCGUCAAAGAAGGAAAAACGUGGCGACGAUCCGCCCUGCCGCCAUGGGGACACAAGACAAAACAUGACAGACGUUUAAUACUAUUGUUAUUAUUGUUAUUAUGAUAAUUAUUAUCUCCUAAAAAAGUAUAUCAAGACUGUCUUAAAAUGUGCAAAAGUAUCUCGGAUCAGGACGUCCUGACGAGGAAGAAGAAUCCCAGAAGUUUACUCUCUUUAAACAAACCUCCCUCCACUCGCUGAGUCUCCCACGGCAACAUUGUGGCUGCCUGUACAUCCACACACACACGCACACACACUCAGGACACACACACACACACACACACACAUGCAGGUGCACUCACCGUCCACCGAGUCUUCCUGUUCUGCGUUUGUUUGUAUCAGCCCCCCCCCUUCCAAUUCCAAGAUGGCGUUUUAAAAUGCUGAAAACCAGAGGACGGCAGUAGCAUAUAUAUAUAUAGAUAUAUAUAGAUAUAUAUAGAUAUAUGCAUAUACAUAUAUAUGCAUAUAUAUAUAUAUAUGCAUAUAUAUAUAUAUAUAUAUGCAUAUAUAUAUAUAUAUAUAUGCAUAUAUAUAUAUGCAUCACACUAUUACAAUGUUGAUUUUGUAAAUGUUGUAUACCAGAUUAUUUGUUAGAAAGAGGUCGGUGUUCAGUACCAAGGUAGUUUUUUAUAGAUCCAGUACAUCGAGUACUGUCAUGAUAUAUAUUACGCACUCGAUGCAAUCGUUCACUCCACCUCUUUCUCUCUCUCUCUCUCCCUCCCCUUCACACACACACACACACACACACACUUCUUUGUUUGUGUGUGUGUGUGUGUGUUAGAACACAUUGUCAAAGUCUUACCUGUGUGUGGCCUGCGAGCUCCAGACGAAUGUAUGAAUCGUGUUCAUUUACAGCUCCUGUCGACUUGAUCACUGCACUUUUUCCAUUCACCUCAGAUCAUGUUCGCUCCACAGUCUUCUCCUCCUCCUUCUCCUUUUUCUUCUACUUGGUUUCCCGGAUCAUCCCGACAUUCUCUGCUGAUGCAGGGGAGCAAAAACACUCACCACUCUCUAUGUGGCAUAUUUUCCCAUUCCACCAGACUGCGUGUGACGAUGACAAUGACGGGGUGGGAGUUUUUAACUUUGCUACUGGAAAGGAAACGGAAUAAUAACAAUAAGCAAUAAUCAUGUAAGAAGGAGCAGCAGGUACCAAGUCUUAAAUUAUUCCAUUCAGCCAUCUCCACACGGAGGAUGAAUGUUUUAUUUCUUUUCUGACUCCUUGGAAGAAGAAAAAAAGAAUCUCAGGUCGAACUCAUCAGUAAAAACAAAAACCACUAAGGAUGAUUAUUUAUUCUAUUCCCUCAAACGGCCUCGAGCUCAGAGACCUCGUCAGU